CCUUCUCCCUCUCAAACCCAGGAAUGGAAGAAACAAUGAGAUGCGCCACUAGCAGCUUGAGAACUGAUGCGCCAAGAACCCUAAUUUGUUAGGGGGUUUCUGGCCAGAGGGAGAAAAGGCUCGUUGGUUAAAUUUUGUACGGGUUAUCCGCGAGUCAGCGAGCUGUAGAGCGCGCCAGAUUUUACGGGUUCGACGCGAAAUCCCCGAGCUCGCUUGGUCGAUCUUAGCGCCUGAACCGGUUUUUCCGGCGGUAGCUCUUGUGGCUUUCCUCUGACCGCGAUCCACGCAGAGAGAUGCUUGGCUGAUUUGAACUUUCUCUUUCUCAUCAGCGGGGUUUUCUUUGGUUCUAAAGGUGCCGCUCUUGAUUCAACUGAAAAAGGAACUUUUGGAGAUUCAAUGGACAACAUUAUUUUUUCAGGCUCCUGCAUGAAGGAAACUAAACGUAGUGCUUCUAUCUUUAAAAGGCCUCAACAUUAAUUUCUUCGUAAGCUUAUACACAUUAGGGGAAAGUCAGUACAAAAUCAACAUGGGGGCGAAUUGUUGUGUGGCUGUAAAGGACAAACCCUUGCCUAGUCCUCUUCGUUUUGAAGUUUCAACAUAUAGGAGUUCUAGAAACUCGCCUACUUGGAGCUUUCGGUGGGAUAACCGAACACACAUAGAGGAUGCAAUGGAAAAUGCUGCCCAAUUUGCUCAACAGGAUAUUGAGAAUGCUAUGCUUGAGAUUAAGAGUGAAUCACCAAAUGAAACUGAAAUAUUUUCUGAUAGUGGCAGUCCAUCAAAUGCUUUCCAACUACAAAAGUGGCUUAAGUCUCCAGUUAGAAUUGGAACUGCUGGGAAGUCAAGAGAUGUUACUCAAGAAACUCCAUUCACUGCAAAUAAUUCAUCCCCCAAGAGAAUGGGCCAUACAUCAUCAAAAUUAGCCAUUGCUUCAGAUUCGAAGUUAAUAAACUCAGUGGCCUUAAUUCCUUUGUCAUCUGCAUCUAGAGCAGAUCUGUCAUCUUCUUUGAGUGAUUCUUUGCCGUCUAAUCCAACUUUAACAAGGAAGCUGUUCCAAUCACCCGGCCAUGAACUCUCACAGGAGAUAUCUGACAGCAGAAUAGCAUCCCUUCAAUCUGUUGAUGAGAACAGCUCUGCUGGAGCAAGGCCAUCGUUUGUGCUCUCUUCCUGCAGCAAUGACUUCUCCAUAGGUGGUUCCCAUGGUGGGUCUUCUGAUGCCUGGUCCACGCGGGCAUUCUUUGAGCUUGUGGCUUCUUCAAAUAAGGAAAGAUGGUCAGCUGACAGUGUCAACCUUACAUCAUGUAGAAGCCAACGAGCUUGCUCAAAUCCUCCGGAUACACCUCCUCAUCAGAAGAUUUGCAAAGCAUGCUCAAAGCGAUUAACAGGGCACUGUGUGGUUGCUGUUUUGGUUUGUGGUCAUCUUUAUCAUUCCGAAUGUUUGGAGAAAGUUACUAUUGAAACCAACCGAUACGACCCACCUUGCCCUGUCUGUACGCAUGGAGAAAAAUCUGCAAUAAGGCUAUUCGAGAAGGCUGGCAUGGACAUAAUCAAAUCUUGCAAGGGUAAAAUGGCAGAAACUGAUGCACUUGGAGACGCUCAGUCUGAUGAUGGGAAGGGGGCUCGAAAAAACCUCAAGAUAGGAACCAAUUCGAAGUGCAGAUCUUACAGAAGGUCUUUCUUGAAGCAGUAUUUUUCCCUUGCUAAACCAUCACAAUCAACAUCCAGAGGUGGACCUAAGAUGAAGAAAGGAUUCUGGGAAAAAUAUCGUCGCGAGUGAAGAUUCGAAUCAUCAGUAAGUUUUAGAAGCAGGUUAGGCUGUGGCAAAAUCAUUCUGAUCCCGCAUUGCCAUGCCACAUAGAAUGGAAAAAAAAGCAUCACAAAAUUAGUUUGCUGUUCACCUAGUAGAUCAAUAUGCAGAGAAACAGGUGAAGCUGGGAGAAAAUGAAGCCCUGAAUCAAGCCCCUUCAAUAAUUUCCCCCUUUCUGUGAAAUAUUUGAUUCUAGGGCACCUGGUAGUAGUAUCUCAGAAUUUAUUUUAAUUGUUGGCAAAUCUGCUGUCUAAAAUUUGGCACUCCCAGUGACUUUGGGGAGCAUAGGCUGAGUGAUUGUAUGCUAUAUACGCUCAUCUUGAUAUAGAACUUGUCUUCUGGUCGCCAAUGUUUUUAAUUUUAA
Messenger RNA from Zingiber officinale, 2168 nucleotides. RefSeq lists its product as uncharacterized. The transcript is spliced from 4 exons. The coding region runs from base 527 to 1774 and encodes 415 amino acids. The record is from RefSeq and is a predicted model, not a curated record. Lineage: Eukaryota; Viridiplantae; Streptophyta; Magnoliopsida; Zingiberales; Zingiberaceae.